This is a messenger RNA of Empidonax traillii (willow flycatcher), 775 nucleotides long. RefSeq names its product glycine-N-acyltransferase like 3 (gene GLYATL3). Gene Ontology annotation, cellular component: mitochondrion. The transcript has 5 exons. Lineage: Eukaryota; Metazoa; Chordata; Aves; Passeriformes; Tyrannidae. Gene Ontology annotation, molecular function: glycine N-acyltransferase activity. Bases 1 to 648 code for a protein of 215 amino acids. The record is from RefSeq and is a predicted model, not a curated record.
AUGCAAAGGACAGGAGGGGUUAAUAUCAAGCAUUCGAUUGAAAAUGGUAAGAAAAUGAAAUAUAAGCUUCAAGGAAGGAAGCUGCAGAUGCUGGAGAAAAUGCUAAAGAGGAGUUUUCCCGAGUCCCUUAAGAAUGAGAUGGAUGAUCUUGAUCAUUACACCAAUGCUUAUUCAGUUUUCUACAAGGAGCUGGAAACUUACUGGGAGCUACUGGAAAACCCAAACACUAUCAACUGGGGACAAAUUUUUCAGAUUCAAGGGCUCCAGGAUGGAAUAUGUGAAAUAUUCAGAACUGUGGCUUUAUCCAAGCUGGUAGAUGUGAAAACAUCCUCUUUCCAGAUAGUUAUCCAUCCAGACCCGGACUUGCUGCCAGAUGUCAAACUUCAGGUGGACCCCAAAUUGACUUUGGCUCACCUGGAUGUCCCCCCUGCUGGCCAGCUCAGCAAAACCGAGUCACAGGGAGGCAAUCCAAGGUGCCAGAACUAUCUUGCUGACCUCAUUUGCUGUUUCCCCAGUGCCUGUGUCUUGGAUGAACAUGGGAAUCCCCUCUCCUGGAGCCUGACAGACCAGUUUGCCACCGUGAUUCAUAAUUACAUCCUGCCAGAGCAUCGAGGGAAGGGUCCAGCAGGCUUGUGGCUACUACUCUAGCUAAGACAUUGCACAGGUGUGGCUUUCCAGCUCAGGGUAAUGUGCUGGAGACAAAUAUCCCAUCAAUAGCAUUGCUGAAAAGCACGAGUGCCCAGUUCCUUCCCCGCUCAUUUUUCAGAGUGGUUCA